AUGAAUAACGUUUUACUAGUAAAACCUCUGCCUCUGACGAUCGUCAUUGAGCUGAUGGUGGAUACGGCAUUGCAUUGGGCAGCAAAGCAUGGAAGUGAGGACGUGGUAAAGUUGGUUGCUGGAAAGUUGAAAGCCGACGUCAACGCUCGAACGGGAUACACAGCACUGCACAUCGCCACACAAUUCGGCCGGAACGAUAUCUUCGAAUUGCUGUGCAACGUUUAUAAGGCUGAUCGCGAUAUGCUCGACUGGAGCGGUAAGAAAGCGCUGGAGUACCAGAAGCAGAUGACGAGCGUGUCGGCUUCGACCUACAGCAAAAUCAAGGCCAGGAAAAAGCAUUCAGAAAAAGACUCGGGAUUCCUGAGGAUUGGUUCCCUGAACGUACGAGUGAAGAAAACUACCGAAGCCUUCAGCAACUUUUUGGGAGUUGGCACGAACCAGACCAGACUGCCCCCGGUGGUGGCGCCUGUGAUUAGAGCUAGCGCUCCACCACUGUUUGCCGAUAAACUACACAAGAACUGGGGCUCGGCAGAUAACAUUCAGGAAGAUGCGGCCAGUAUGCCUCCUCCGCAGUACGGGGCCGCUAAGAAGCGACGCCAGAAGCGUGACAUUGCCGAGUACGAUCCCAAUGUUGAUCACUUUAGCCAGAGUGUACCGACAACGCCGAGUCAGGUACGGGCACCGGUGGGAACGCUGUCGGAAAAUCCCGAUGGGGAAUCGAUGGGAGACUCGGAUUCCGAUACUGCUUGCGGAUUUGAUUCGAACUGGCGGCCAACAUACAUUUAACGCACCUUAUAUAUGUGCAUGUCCCCUGUAUGUUUGUUUUCUUUUUUUUUUCAAUAAAAUCGCAAUUUCUAAC
Messenger RNA from Anopheles darlingi, 859 nucleotides. Its product is annotated as ankyrin repeat domain-containing protein SOWAHA-like. The transcript has 7 exons. The record is from RefSeq and is a predicted model, not a curated record. Gene Ontology annotation, molecular function: protein binding. Bases 1 to 786 code for a protein of 261 amino acids. Lineage: Eukaryota; Metazoa; Arthropoda; Insecta; Diptera; Culicidae.